UGGUUGAAUUUUGCUUGUCAACAAAGUUUAUGUUUUGAUGAUGAAAGGAAAGAUAUUUUAAAUAUUUAUAUCAUACAUAUUAUUCCUCUACACAUAUACAAAAAUAUUAAAAACCGCAAUGGCUUUGAGAACAUACGGUGACAAACCAGCCAGUUUUCAACUGGAAGAAAAUGGGGAAUAUUACUGUGUUGGAUCUGAGGUCGGUAAUUACCUGAGACUCUUUAGAGGAUCACUUUACAAGAAGUACCCUGGAAUGUACAGAAGAUGUUUGACAAAUGAGGAAAGAAAAAGGCUAAUUGAUUUGGGGCUAAGUCAACAUGUUUUAGCGAGUAGUGUAUCAUUGCUUAGGGCAACUGAAGUUGAAGAUAUUAUCGAGGGAAAUGAUGAAAAAUAUAAAGCUGUAUCUGUGCAUACAACCGAUCCUCCUCUCCCUAGAGAGGGGAAGUCAAAAAAGAAUAUGCAAUGGGUUCCUUCUUUACCUAAUUCGAGUCAUUUAGAUGCAGUUCCUCAAGCUACACCUAUAAAUAGGAAUCGUGUAGCUUUAAAAAAGGUGCGGACUUUCCCCUUAUGCUUUGACGAUACAGACCCACAAAUAAACAUGGAGAAUGCAACUCUCAACGAAGUUCUUGUUCCAAUUCGAUUAGAUAUGGAAAUAGAAGGACAGAAAUUGAGGGAUACUUUCACAUGGAAUAAGAAUGAGAGUCUCAUUACUCCUGAACAGUUUGCGGAGGUAUUAUGUGAUGAUCUUGACCUGAAUCCGUUAGUUUUCGUUCCUGCCAUCGCACAAGCCAUACGUCAACAGCUGGACGCAUUUCCUGCAGAACCGCCAACUAUUCUGGAGGAAAGUACAGAUCAGAGGGUUAUUGUUAAACUGAACAUUCAUGUUGGAAAUACUUCAUUAGUUGAUCAGGUUGAGUGGGAUAUGGCUGAAAAACAGAAUAAUCCCGAGGAAUUUGCCCUGAAACUAUGCGCCGAGCUGGGACUAGGGGGCGAGUUUGUUACAGCCAUCGCAUACUCGAUAAGGGGUCAGCUGUCGUGGCACCAAAGGACUUAUGCCUUUGCCGAGGCUCCGUUGCCAACUGUUGAGGUACCGUUCAGGCCCCCCAGUGAAAGCGAUCAAUGGGCUCCGUUCCUGGAGACACUCACGGAUGCGGAAAUGGAAAAGAAGAUUAGGGAUCAAGACAGGAACACGAGAAGGAUUAGACGGUUGGCAAAUACCACACCUGGUAAAUUUUCAUUUUGAAUUUUAGUGCAUGAAUGUAGACAAAGCGAAAUCUGGGAGGGUGUCCGUGAAACCACACGCUUGAAGUGUUGGGGAAAUUUUAGACUUUUAAUGUAUCAUUCUAUAAUAUGUAAAAUAAAAGCCAAGACAUUUA
Messenger RNA from Coccinella septempunctata (seven-spotted ladybird), 1376 nucleotides. It is a transcript of the gene Snr1, whose product is annotated as SWI/SNF-related matrix-associated actin-dependent regulator of chromatin subfamily B member 1. Gene Ontology annotation, biological process: chromatin remodeling; regulation of transcription by RNA polymerase II. The record is from RefSeq and is a predicted model, not a curated record. The transcript is spliced from 7 exons. NCBI's taxonomy places the organism in Eukaryota, Metazoa, Arthropoda, Insecta, Coleoptera, Coccinellidae. Gene Ontology annotation, molecular function: transcription coregulator activity. Gene Ontology annotation, cellular component: nucleus; nuclear chromosome. Bases 119 to 1243 code for a protein of 374 amino acids.